CAAAAGACAUUGUCAAGAUGAUCGUGUUGUGGGUCACACUGCUUGUUCUUCAUCAUGGAUAUUCCCUGGUUCCAGUGAUCACAGUUCAUGUUGGUGAACCUGUGACGUUCACAUGUGUUUUACCUAGUGAAUUGUUUAGCAGUAGAGAGAUAUUCUGGUACAAGCAGAAUGCCGGAGAUACCCUGAAAGUAAUGGCGAUGAAGCGGAAAACUACAAAUAUUGAGUUUGUGCCAGAGUUUUCUGAAUCAAGAUUGAAAGUGAAUAAUGCUGAGAACUGUAGUAACCUAACCAUUUUGAGCACGAUUCCAGAAGAUGAGGGAAUGUAUCACUGUGAACUCAAGGAGUGGAUUAAUACUAAAUGGAGUGGGACGUAUUUGUUAGUAAAAGGAAACUCUCAGAGGACUUCAAAUUACGCUGUUGUUCAGGCAGUAUCUGGUCCAGUCCGUCCAGGAGACUCAGUGACUCUGCAGUGUUCAGUCUUCUCUGGCCCUGAGAACAAAACAUGUCCAGGAGUUCACAGUGUGUACUGGUUCAGAGCUGGAGCAGAGAAAUCUCACCCAGGAAUGAUCUACACUGACAGAAACAGAAGUGACGAAUGUGAGAAGAAACCUGAUGCACAUUCACCUGAAAAGAGCUGCGUUUAUCGCUUCACUAAGAGCGUCAGCUCCUCUGAUGCUGGGACUUUUUACUGUGCUGUGGCCACAUGUGGACAGAUAUUAUUUGGAAAUGGAACAAAACUGCAAAUGGUGCAAACAACGCAUAAAGUUCAUUUCAUUGCACUGGGGAUAUUAACGGUCUGCUUGGCCAUUUCUGUUUUUGGAAAUGUUGUCCUCAUCCGCAACCGAAGAGUACAUGAGCAAUAUAAGGGAACUGAAAGUGCUAUUUCAGAGGCACGGAAUGACAAUUCGCACCGGCAAGUACAUGAUAUUACUGAAGAUGAAAACCAAAUGAACUACGCUGCUUUGAACUUCUCUGAAAGAAAAGCAACGAGAGUAAGGAAGAAGAACGAGAUUGCUGAGGAGAGUUUGUACUCUCAAGUUAAAUGUUGAUGCUCUUUAUAAUUUUAUUCAUGCUUUGUUUUGUCAUGUUUCUUCUGUUUUGUUGUUUUGCUGAACAAACAUUAGAAUCAUGAUAAUACUCUACUGCAUGACACCAGUAGUGUUUCCCAGCUAAGGAUACUACAGCAGGAGGUACUUCUGCAGUUACCAGCGGGUAUUAAAAUUGUGGAGGCGCUCAGCUGACCUGUAAAAAUAGAAAUUGUGAGUGCAGUUUUUUUUUCUAGCCUGCUGAUUCCUACAAGCCUCUUCUCUUCAUGCUGUCUCAGAUGCUUGUCCACCACAAAUCAAGUACGUACCUUUAAUUUGAGGUGUGUUGGAUUAUUUUUGUGAAAUACAAUUUAAAAGGUUUAAGGUUUUUGUCAUUAUUUCUCAUUAUUUUUCCAUUUAUCAAGUUUCAGGUACGAUGUGUUGACUGUAGCUCUGUCAGUUGGUUCAAUUAACUACACAACAGUUACACCUAGCGAUUACUGGGUGUAAAUGUUUAGCAACAACAGAUCUCCACAUAAGAACUAGUUUGUUUGGUGCAACCCAUCUUAAGGUAAUCAACUGUCUCCAGUAUCAUUAAAUUAAUGGGAGGACCAAAGUAGAAGGAUGACAGAUUACAGCAGGAUAGGUCGACUGCCCCAAAGGACUCACCAACAGCUGAAAAUCCUGCUCUCUCCACUGUCCUGAAAUCAGACGACAUAGAGGUGAAGAAUCUAGCAGAAGAUUUUCUUCCAAAGAAGUAAUAUGGUGAUCUGUUCGCUGUCUGUUUGCUACUUUAUGGAAAAAACUGAGGUUGUAAAAAUGGCUAUGCUUUAAGUGUCACCAACACUAUGGGGAACCCUACAGGUUAUCAUAACAUCAUGCUGCUGAACCUUUCUAAUGAAUUAGAAUCCAGCAAGCUUAGUGUCCUUGAGUUUGGAUGAAACAACUCUCUCAUUAAGGACAUUUACAUCAAAAACCAUGUCCAACAAGUAUAAACUGUCAAUUGUCCUCAUCAAAUAAAAAUAUAC
Molecule: messenger RNA, 2053 nt
Organism: Toxotes jaculatrix (banded archerfish)
Lineage: Eukaryota; Metazoa; Chordata; Actinopteri; Toxotidae
Exons: 6
Coding region: 18-1049 (343 amino acids)
Biological process (GO): response to bacterium
Source: RefSeq, a predicted model, not a curated record